Molecule: messenger RNA, 1057 nt
Organism: Cryptomeria japonica (Japanese cedar)
Lineage: Eukaryota; Viridiplantae; Streptophyta; Pinopsida; Cupressales; Cupressaceae
Exons: 5
Coding region: 197-1057 (286 amino acids)
Source: RefSeq, a predicted model, not a curated record
ACAGGGAAGGACUAGUGGCAUUCCCAGGCUUGCUUUUUGCUAUCAAAGAGAAUAAUGUUUUAGCGGGCAUAUGACACAGUGGAAUUGAUUUAAGAACAAUCAAUCGGAUUCAGAUUUAUUCUGUAAGAGCGAGGAAUCGAAGACGCAGGUUGAAUUGUUAGAGCGGGCAUGGCAAAACGCUAUUGAUUUAAGAAUAAUGUUGGGAUGGAAGGAGAAAUUGGCUGAUAAGCUUUCCGCUAUACUCUCCGAUUCCUCAAAGAACACAGGAUCCAAUUGCUCGGAUCCUUGCACGGUACCGCUCCAGCCUCAGGGUGCAGCUGUUGCAGAAGGUGAUUUUUAUGGGCCAGAUACAUCAUCUUUAUCUGCUUUUCUUUUUUCCCUGCUUCCUUCAGCUGGCACUGGUUCUAAUGACAAUAGUUCAAGUCAGAAUGUUGAAUAUGAGGUCUCUUCUGCCCCAGAUUCCGGAAAUUCUGUUAGACAGAAGAACCUAAUUGAAGAGUCUUUAAGGCAGGAUGAAAUCUCUGAUUACAAGUUGGUAUUUGAAACUCAUGGUACAAGAGAAGACGACUCUGGGGUUUAUGAGGAUAAUGAGUGGGAGGUUGUGACUGAGAUUGGCUCAAAAACUCGUGAUACAUCAGAUCAAGAUUGGGUUUUACAGAAGGCAAUUCCAUCUCUGCCUGAUCUUUCAGACGAGUCUUUAUUUUUGUCAGAUAAUCUUCGAGAAUUUUUGAAUGCUUGUCUUCCUACUGUGGUAAAGGGCUGUCAGUGGGUAUUGCUGUACAGUACACAGAAACAUGGUAUGUCCCUCUUGACUCUUACUCGUAAGAGUAAUGAUCUUCCUGGACCAUGCUUACUGGUAACUGGUGAUAUGGAAGGUGCAGUGUUUGGGGGAUUGUUAAAUGGGCCACUUAAACCCACUCCAAAGAAAAAAUAUCAAGGAACAAAUCAAACAUUUGUGUUCACAACUGUUUAUGGGGAACCCAGAUUGUUUCGAUCUACAGGUAGUUCAUAUUCUCUUUUUCUGCAAAGCUUACUUUCAGGCUUUUUUAUUUUUUAA